UCCAAAUCGCAGAGUCUUGAUCUAUCGAACCUGGCCAAGUUUUUGUUCAAACCGCGAAAGCUGCAUUCAGCCCGCCCCACUUCCCUCUCACGCGUUUCAGCCAUCUCCCUGUAUUUCUUUUCAAUUUUGAUCAUUCAUUACGAAAACCUGAGCUAAUUUUUGAGGAUCAGGACACACUGAGAGACCCCCAGAGAGAAAAAAACACUCUGAUCUUGUAUUAGGCAAAUCUUGUACUGAUUCAACAAUGGCGUACGUAGAUCACGCAUUCUCGAUUUCUGACGAGGAUAUCAUGAUGGAGCCAUCAUACGUUGUCAACAACAAACCUCCCAUCAAGGAGAUCGGCCUCGCCGUUGCUCUCCUCUUCUUUGGAACCCUCGGCAUCAUCAUCGGUUCCAUCAUGGCCUAUAAUCAUGUCGGCGGUGACACGGCUCACGGGCUUUUCUUUGCUAUACUGGGAACCAUCUUGUUCAUUCCGGGUUUCUACUAUACGCGGAUUGCUUAUUUUGCCUACAAGGGAUAUAAAGGAUUUUCUUUCUCUAAUAUACCUCCUGUGUAGCUGGGUCUUAUAUGUCAAGUUCAAAUAUCAUUCUGUACAGAUCGUCAAGGGUUGUAUGUUUUUUUUAUAUCUUUUUUGUUCUUUAGUUUUGCCGGAAAAUAAUGUAUUUAGAUUACUGGUGCUCAAAACUCAGACCAAAAAAGAAAAAAGAUUACAUCCUGGAACAAUAUAUACAACGAUGGUCAAAAUUAUCUUCUAUAUAUUUUGCUGUUUCUACUCUAAA
This is a messenger RNA of Prosopis cineraria, 779 nucleotides long. RefSeq lists its product as uncharacterized. Gene Ontology annotation, cellular component: endomembrane system. The record is from RefSeq and is a predicted model, not a curated record. The coding region runs from base 245 to 556 and encodes 103 amino acids. Lineage: Eukaryota; Viridiplantae; Streptophyta; Magnoliopsida; Fabales; Fabaceae. The transcript is spliced from 2 exons.